GCUAACUGUUGUUGGUUUGUUCUUUGUGUGGUAACUAGAGAAAAUGAUUCCCAAUGUCGGAAAACUAGCUGGAAAAACAGUUUUUAUAACUGGAGCAAGUAGAGGCAUAGGCAAGGCUAUUGCUGAAAAAUGUGCAAAAGAUGGUGCCAACAUUGUCAUAGCUGCAAAAACUGCUACACCCCAUCCCAAACUCCCAGGAACCAUUUAUACAGCUGCAGAGGAAUUGGAGCAACUUGGAGGUAAAUGUCUUCCUUGUGAAGUUGACAUCAGAGAUGAGAAGCAGGUGAAACAAGCCAUCGACUCAGCAGUCAGCAAGUUUGGUGGCAUAGAUAUCCUGGUGAACAAUGCAAGUGCAAUAAGUCUCACUAACACUGAAGCCACUGAAAUGAAAAGAUUUGAUUUGAUGUUCGGUGUUAAUGUCAGAGGAACAUUCCUAUGUUCAAAAUACUGCAUCCCACAUCUGAAGAGGGCAAAAAAUCCUAAAAUUCUCAAUAUCAGUCCUCCUCUGAGCUUGAACCCUGUUUGGUUCAAAGACCAUUGUGCAUACACCAUGUCAAAGUUUGGUAUGUCCAUGUGUGUCCUGGGUAUGGCCGAUGAAUUGAAAGGUGACCACAUCUGUGUUAAUGCACUCUGGCCAAAAACUGCGAUCUACACGGCUGCAAUGGAAAUGUUGGCAGGAAGCAAGGAAGUAAUGGCAAGAUGUCGCAAACCCGAGGUCAUGUCAGAUGCUGCUUACGUCAUACUCACUAAUGACUCCCCCGAUAACACUGGUCAUUUCUAUGUUGAUGAGAAUGUUCUUAAAGAUGCAAACAUCACCAACUUCGACAAGUACAACUUUGUUGAAAAUCCCUCACUGAUGCCUGAUUUUUUCCUGGAAGAAUACCUGAAUGAUAAGCAUGCUUUCCAGAUUUCGAAUGCAGAUAAAAAAGUUGAAUCUGAAAACAAAAGCGAAGAUUUGAUAAAGAGCAAUCCUGAACUUGCCAGAACUCUUGAUGCCUUAAGGCAAAUAAUAACUAAAGAUGUUGUCGAUGCAGUUGGCUCAGUUUAUGUCUUUCAAAUUGAAGAAUAUGGAUCGAUUUUACUGGACUUGAAGAACGAAUCUGGUUCAUUGUUGUUGCAAGCUCCGGAUGGUUUGACUCCUGAUUCCACUUUUAUUCUCAAUGCAGAAACCUUCGUUCAAAUGUUUAACAGACAGUUGGCGCCUGCAGCAGCUUUUAUGACAGGUAGGUUGGAGAUCGAUGGAGACUUUGCAAAGGCUAUGAAAUUAGAGAAAGCCAUGAAAGGGUUGAAAUCUAAUCUCUAAUGUAAAGCUUCAACAAUAUUACCAUUUCAUUAUUCCUCUUUCUCGUACAAUCAUUUAUCCUGAUUAACUUGCCGAAUGCGUUUUGAUUUAAUUACUGUUUUUUAUUCAUUGUUUCGUAAAAGUAAAACAAUAUUUACUGUUGUUUAUCGUGGUCGGUUUGUGCCUUUUAUAACGUUUUUGUAAACAAAACGCUACUUACUGUUUAACGUCCUUAUUCUUCGUUAUAAUAAAAAUAUUCACAAAUUUU
Messenger RNA from Helobdella robusta, 1550 nucleotides. RefSeq lists its product as hypothetical. The record is from RefSeq and is a predicted model, not a curated record. The transcript has 8 exons. Lineage: Eukaryota; Metazoa; Annelida; Clitellata; Rhynchobdellida; Glossiphoniidae. Bases 44 to 1303 code for a protein of 419 amino acids. Gene Ontology annotation, cellular component: mitochondrion.